CAAAAACUUCAUGUGGGCGGCCAUCAACAAAGAACAAAGGUUUCAAAGAGCGAUAGAGAGAGAGGCUCAUUCAUUUUCAUCCAACCCUACAACGCACGAACACGAUGCUGAGAGCCGGAAGCAGGAGGCUAGCUUCUCUCACAUCUCCAUGGAGGCACCAAACCUCCGCCUCUGCCUCCAUCAUCUCCAAAAACACUCAGAUCGAGGACACCGCUGACGAUCGCCGAUCGGCUCACGCCUCAUCUCCUUUCAACCAUCCAUUUCUUCCGUUCUCCAGAGGAUUUGCAUCAAACUCAAUAACCCCAAAAUUCGAGGACACAAUCCCACCAACAGUAGCCGCCAUCACAAACCCAACUUCGAAGAUCGUGUACGACUCCCACAACCAUGAACGUUAUCCACCUGGCGACCCAAGCAAACGCGCGUUCGCAUAUUUCGUGUUGACAGGUGGCAGAUUCGUGUACGCGUCCCUCCUCCGCCUCCUAGUCCUCAAAUUCAUCCUCAGCAUGUCCGCGAGUAAAGACGUUCUUGCCCUCGCCUCCCUCGAGGUCGACCUUUCCAGCAUCGAGCCGGGGUCCACAGUGACUGUGAAAUGGCGUGGAAAGCCUGUGUUUAUAAGAAGGCGAACAGAGGACGAUGUGAAGCUGGCCAAUAGUGUUGAUGUGGCGUCUCUGCGGGACCCACAGGAGGAUGCGGCUAGGGUUAAGGAUCCGGAGUGGCUGAUUGUGGUGGGGGUGUGUACGCAUUUGGGGUGUAUUCCGUUGCCGAAUGCGGGUGAUUUUGGAGGGUGGUUUUGUCCGUGUCAUGGGUCCCAUUAUGAUAUUUCCGGAAGGAUCCGGAAGGGUCCUGCUCCGUAUAAUUUGGAGGUCCCCACAUAUAGUUUCAUGGAAGAUAACAAGUUGCUGAUUGGUUGAGACUUGACAUUGAAGAAAAUGAAACAUUUAGGAUGUUGGCGAUAUUUAUGAUUUUGUGGCCGAAAGGACCUGUUUUUACUUUCUAAAUGGCCUUUUUUACAUUUGGGCAUGUUAUGGUAUGUUUCAGCUGAUGUGUUUUCAUAAAGAUUGGAGUAUUCGUUUUGUGUUUCAAUAAGACUUGUUGCUUCCAUAUGAUAUGUACAUCUAUCAUGUUGCAUGACAAGAUUUAAAUGGAUCACACUUGUUUCUUUAAA
Messenger RNA from Lactuca sativa (garden lettuce), 1165 nucleotides. RefSeq names its product cytochrome b-c1 complex subunit Rieske-4, mitochondrial. The record is from RefSeq and is a predicted model, not a curated record. Gene Ontology annotation, cellular component: membrane. Lineage: Eukaryota; Viridiplantae; Streptophyta; Magnoliopsida; Asterales; Asteraceae. Gene Ontology annotation, molecular function: quinol-cytochrome-c reductase activity; 2 iron, 2 sulfur cluster binding.